AUGAAAAUUGCAACAUUUGAAAGAUCUAUCAUCAAAGUGAUAGGAUCUCUUGUUACUUAUACAAGUAUAUUAAAAGAAAAAACUGCAGACCUAGAUCAUAUCGUUGGACGUUUGUCGGAGGCAGGGGAAGGCACUGUGCAAGAAAUGGAAAAUGGUUCCACAAAUGUAGUUGACAAUGUUACGGACAUUUCAGAUGCAUUUGAUGGGCUCAGUCAGACGGUGGAUAGUGGUGGCUAUUCAGAUGUGCAUGACGUGACAUUAGACAUGGGAAUGGAAGAUGUUGAGACAACUGGUGUAGCAUUGAAGCAGACGCAGGAAAAUGGCAGCAUGUCUGUUGAAGAAAUUUCUUUAACUACCGAUGAUAUUCUACAGAUGGAGUUUAGCGAUCCUAAGCAAGCAGUUUGCUUUAGAGAUAAGAAAUGGCUUCAGAUGCAUUAUUGUAAAAGGGAGCCUAAGAUUGUUACUAGGUGUAGGUGUCUAGCUGAGAUGCUGAUAAAACCAAGAGAUAGUAUUGGAAAAUGGUAUGUGUCAUGUUUUGUGGACAAUCACAAUCAUGAUCUUCUACCUGCCAAGUUUGUUGAGUACUUGCCUUCACACCGUAAAAUUUCAGAUAUUGACAUAGCCCAUAUGGAUAGCAUGAGACAAGUUGGGAUAUCAAUUCCAAAAAUAUAUGAGUCGAUAGUUGCACAGGUUGGUGGUUUUAAUCGAGUUUCAUUUACUAAGCAAGACAUGUACAACAAAGUAAGGUGGCAUCGAGCCCUUCAACAUGGCGAUGUGAAUGUUGUCUUGAGUGCAUUAGCCAAUGCAGCAAGGGUUAAUGACAGAAUGUUUUGGCAGUAUGAGGUUGGGGUUGGGAAUCACAUGUGUGAUUUGUUUUGGAACGAUGAACGUAGUCAAGAAGACUACAAAUUAUUCAGAGAUGUUCUUGCUUUUGAUGCAACAUACGGACAGAACAAAUACAAUCUUCCUGUGUGGGUUUUGACGAAGUUCCUAGAGUGCAUGGGUGGGAAAUCACCUACGGAAGUCAUCACUGACGGGGAUAGAUCUAUGCGCUUAUCAAUCCAGCAAGUGUUUCCCGAAGCUUACCACUGGCUCUGUGCAUGGCAUUUGAUAAGGAACGCGACAGCCAAUGUGUGUAAUCCAAGAUUCACAUAUUUAUUCAGACAUUGCAUGCUUGCAAACUUUGAGGUUGAAGAGUUUGAAAUGCAUUGGCAAGCAAUGGUCGAAGAUUAUGGGACAAGUGACCAUGAGUGGGUUAAGGAUUUAUACACGAAGAAGUCUAGCUGGGCAACGGCUUACAUUCGUGGUUCUUUCUUUGCGGGGAUAAGGACAACCUCUCGGUGUGAGUCAUUGCAUGCAAAGCUUGGUCGCUUUGUUGAGAAGAGAUACAGAGUCCUAGAGUUUGUAACAAACUUCCAACGAUGUGUUGAUUUUCUCCGAGACAAUGAGGACAAGCUUGAGUUUCGUUCAUCGUAUGGCACCCCAGUCAUUUAG
Molecule: messenger RNA, 1494 nt
Organism: Arachis stenosperma
Lineage: Eukaryota; Viridiplantae; Streptophyta; Magnoliopsida; Fabales; Fabaceae
Product: protein FAR1-RELATED SEQUENCE 5-like
Exons: 5
Coding region: 1-1494 (497 amino acids)
Biological process (GO): regulation of DNA-templated transcription
Source: RefSeq, a predicted model, not a curated record